UUACAUAAUAUCUUGCUGGUCAAGAUGCAUCAAUCAUCAACACGAUUAAUGCGAAUGACAGCAGAUGGUCGUCCUUUUACUAAUGAUUAUAAAGACUUGUUUUCAACAUUAAUUGCAAGUCUUUCUCUAAAUACACAUCGUGUACACUUUAAAACAUUUCCUUUUUCAUUUACUACAGAAGAAGCGCUUGCCAACUUACGUUAUCUUAAACUUACGCAUUCAACACGAUUACCAGAUGCUAAGGAUCCAUCUAGAAUUCUUGUUACGACAAGCACCACUACGUUUAGUAUGGCAGAAGAUAUUGCAAAAUUAUUAUGUCAAAGAUUUAUUCUUUCUCACUUUAUUGAAUCAGUCAAUGAAAAAAAUCUCACUAUUUUUAAAGAUAAAGCUAUUUGGAAAUUAACGCCAAAAGGAAUUGCAAUUGUAUCGCGAUUUGUUAAGCGAAAUGGUGUGGAUACACCAGUGAUAAAUGAUCUUCUUGCAUCUCCUUAUAAUACAAUGCAACUUGUAAUUCUUGAACGAGAUCCAGAAACAGAUGCCAUACUACAGGAUCCUUUUAUGAUAGAAAUAAUAUUUCGACAUUUUGUUGGCAUAAAACCAAAUAUUGUUUCUUCGAACAUUCAAGAUUCUCCAGAUGAUUAUACCGAUGGGAUUGUCGGUGUCCGUAUUAUUGAACAGAAAUUUAUUGAAUCUUCUCGUUAUUGUUUUAAUGGGCUAAGUGCAUUUCUAUGGCUUAUGAGAUGCUGUACUACUAUAACAUAUAGAGAGGCAAUAGAAAUUGCUACUAUAUUUAUCAAUCAAAAUUUAAUUAUUCGUGAAAAUACAGAAUCUCCUUCUAAAAGUGAUAGUUUUAAAUUCAGUUCUUCUAAGAAUGAUAUAUAUAUGCUUACUGAUAAGGGAUUUUCAAUUUCAGGAUGGAAAGACUUAGAUGUUUAUUCAAUUAGCACAGUAACUACCAAAUCAAAAUUCUUCUUCAUUGGAGCUAAUCGUAAGAAACAAACCACAAUAAAAAACAUACGGCCCAAAAUUAUACAAAAAACUGAUCCAGAAUCGUAUUUAACAUUUCAAAAAGAUAUUUUUUAUGAUAUUAAUACAGGCCUUCUAAAUAAUGAGACGAAUCACAAACGUCUUUUUAUCAUUUUAAAUGAUCCAGCAUUGCGUUUUCAAUUCAGAAUAUUUUUGCAAGAAAACUAUUGCGAAGAAAAUCUUUCUUUUUAUUUCGAGUCUAUACAAUUUUUUCAACUUGCUGAGCAUGCUAUAGAUCCUAUAUCUAUUCAAGAAUCUUUAACAAAAGCUUAUGAUAUAUAUAAUGCAUUUCUUGUGGAAGGAUCGCCUUGCGAGCUUAAUCUUGAUUAUGCAUUAAAACAAAGUCUAGCAGAUUGCAUGACAACAAUUGUAUUAAAUGAUAAUGAAACUAUGAAAAAUACUUUAGAUUCUGUUGUAAAGCUUUUCGAUAAAGCACAGAAACAAAUACUUAGGCUAAUGGCAAGAGAUUCUGUUCCAAAAUUUCUUCAAUCGGCUACUCAGCUUAAAAAUGAUACCAAUCAAUUUCAAGAAUUCAUGAAACCAACCUUCUCAACUCAUCCUAUUUCUCAAACAUCAUAGUCUUCUUUUUUAAACAGAUAAAUAUAAGUAUUCAAAUCUAAAUCUAUU
Messenger RNA from Pneumocystis murina B123, 1653 nucleotides. RefSeq lists its product as hypothetical. The coding region runs from base 25 to 1605 and encodes 526 amino acids. NCBI's taxonomy places the organism in Eukaryota, Fungi, Ascomycota, Pneumocystomycetes, Pneumocystales, Pneumocystaceae. The record is from RefSeq and is a predicted model, not a curated record. The transcript has 5 exons. Gene Ontology annotation, biological process: intracellular signal transduction.